Molecule: messenger RNA, 2385 nt
Organism: Bombus impatiens (common eastern bumble bee)
Lineage: Eukaryota; Metazoa; Arthropoda; Insecta; Hymenoptera; Apidae
Product: PX domain-containing protein kinase-like protein
Exons: 8
Coding region: 557-2050 (497 amino acids)
Biological process (GO): protein phosphorylation; protein targeting to lysosome; endosome to lysosome transport
Cellular component (GO): extrinsic component of endosome membrane; late endosome; early endosome
Molecular function (GO): phosphatidylinositol binding; protein kinase activity; ATP binding
Source: RefSeq, a predicted model, not a curated record
GACAUUUACUCGAUAAAAGGUGAAGUUUAUACACAUCGGCCUGUUCACUCCAAUCUUGUGUCGCUAAAUUAACGACGGUCAUUAUUGUUUGUUACGUAGGCAUUCUCGAUGGUUCUUUUGCUUUGAACAUCAAAUAUUUCUUUUGAUGUAUUUAUUUUUCUAUAAAUUAAAUUAAUGUGAUAAAACAAAUAUUUUUUAUUUAUAAUGUGUUGAGGAGAAUAAUAUAUUUUAUAGUGUACGAUAAUGUAUAUAGAUAUUAGUGUUCAUUACAUAUAAAAAGCAUAUCUGAAAUAUUAUGAUAAAUUAUUUUUUUGACAUAUAUAUAUAAAAAGUAAUUUUAGAAAUUAAAAUACUAUUGAUCAAUCCUGAGUAAAUAAAGUUGUCUUCUUAUUUGAUCUUAGAAUUAAAUGAAUAUGUGAUUAGAAUACAAAGAGGUCCACUUCCAGAGAAAUCUUGGAGAGUUAGUAGACGCUACAAUGAUUUCGUACAACUUAAUGCAACUUUAUCAAUAUCAGGCAUUGACCUGGCCCUUCCUCCAAAGAAAAUUAUUGGUAAUAUGGAACCAGACUUCAUAGCUCAACGUCAAGUAGCCCUACAGAAUUACCUAAACAAUAUACUAAUGAAUCCUAUAUUGGCAUCGUCACUCCCCAUGAAAAAAUUCUUAGAUCCAGAUAAUUACACAGCGCCAUUACAUGAAAUAGCACUGCAACAGGUGUCACUAGCUUUACGCAGUGAUGCAAAUUUCGAAGUUUGUAAGGCCAUUCCUGAUAUGGGAUGGCGGUUAAGGAAACAUUAUUAUACUGUAAAAAAUCGUCAAAAUCCCAAGCAAGAGUUACUGCUUGCAUGGGUAGAAUUUGGUCCAGACAAACACCUGCAAGAUAAAGAUAUGCAAGGAGUUUUCAAAAGUUUAGGGACGUUGAAGCAUAAUUAUAUAGAACCAAUCGUUUAUCAACAUGUAACGGAAAAUGGAGCGUUAAUGAUAAGAAAUUUUUAUCCAACGGGUACAUUACGCGAUAUUUUGUGUGUAACUAAACCCAAACAACCGUUUAUAAAGAAAUAUGGAAACCCAAAACAAACCAAAUCGUUAACAGUGCCUGAAAUUGCUAUGUAUGGUUACCAGAUUUUGGAAGCUUUAGGAUUUCUUCACGAAAAGGGCCUACCAUACGGACAUUUACAUACAGGAAAUAUUCUUUUGACUCAGAGAUGUGCGAAAUUGCUGGAUCUAGAAAAUGGUCUGUUAGGCUUACCAGCAUUUUAUCGGCCUUAUGUUGUGCAAAGGCGUAAACUUCACGCUACGACUCAAGUAGAUGUUUAUUCGUUUGGACAUGUAUUAUAUGAAAUGGCAUUUGGACGACCACUGUUAGAAGCAACGUGUUCUGAGUUACCUUAUUGUGAAGCAACUUUAAAAAGUCUGCUGGAAGUGAUACUCGCACCAGAAGCUCUAAAACAAGAUUUACCAACGGUAUCGCAUUUAUUAGAACAUCCAUUCUUCGAGUCAGCAAGACAUGCUGUAUUAGCUGUUGGCUCCAUGGAACGACCACACUUCAAAUUAAGUAGUCAUUUGAAGGAGGCUCUGCAGCAAGCAGUGAACAAAGCAGAACAAAGAUUAAAAGACGAGCAGAAAGUAGCAAGACAUCAAAAGAGGCUUGUCAAAGUUCAGGAAAUGAUGAGCUCGGAAGAAGAGAUGAAAAAGCGAAAACAAAAACUAAAAAAAGAACAGAAAUUAGCCCAAGAACAACGUUCUGCAAAUCAACUAAGUGCGAAUGGGAUGAAACAUGUUAACGGCAAGAGUCCAGAGCGCUCGGAUAGUCCUACAAGUACUUCUACAGCGACCAGCGUUGGAACUUUAACACCCCCAUCGCUGCGUUCUAUAGAUGUGCCGCAAAGUGAUGGAGUUCCUGCUAAGAGUACUGUACCACCACCUCCGAUGCCACCAUCCGUUGAUGCAAGUAAUGUUUCAAAGUUGACCAAUGAACGAGCUGCUCUGCUAGGAAGUAUUUGUAAUUUCAAUAAAACUAGUCUUCGUAAAGUUGCCAAUGAAUAUCAUUGAGGUGAUAAAGUUAGAUAAUUGAAAGAAGAUAGUGCUGAGUGAUCGUACUGAUUCAGAAAUAAAGAAGAAAUUGUAUGACAGUAAUCUAUACCAAAAGGAUGCUAUUUUUUUCAUCAAAUUGCGAAGAUAUUUAUAAUUUUAUUUCGAUCGCGAUACUUGUGAGAUCUGUAUACGUACAUAUAUAUAUUUCAAUUCUGUAGAAUCUUAAUAUGUAUAUUUCAUAGGAAUAGAUAGUUGUAAAUCGUAUAUUUACAAAUAAUCAUGUAUAAAAUAAUUCUAUUCAUGUAUUUUAGCAACAUGAAUUAUUGUUAGAAUUGAGCAAUAUUUAAAUAUUA